Diatraea saccharalis (sugarcane borer) is the source of this 879-nucleotide messenger RNA. The record is from the annotation of a GenBank genome assembly. NCBI's taxonomy places the organism in Eukaryota, Metazoa, Arthropoda, Insecta, Lepidoptera, Crambidae.
AUGCCUAUAGUUGGUUCGCACUUAUGGAAUACGAAGAAUAAGCAAAAACGAGAUUCGCCAGAGUUGGAUUACAUAAUUUACAAACAAUUUAGCUAAAAAACUUCCAUGUCAUAAUAACUAUAAAUGUGCCACAUUCCGAUCGUGAAUUCUUUCACGAAUAGCUACAUCGUACCCUUGUGACAUAAGCUAUAUUUACGUGUGCAAAGUCGCUAGAAGUAGUACAGCUAGUUAUUAAUAUACAUAUAUAUACAUUUUUAGAUGUCAUUCAAAGAGGGUGAACAUCCUCUGUAUCCGUUCACGGAGAAAGAGAAACUAGAGAUAAGAAAGCAGCUGGGUAUGAAAGAGUCGACUAUACAGGACGAUAUUGACGCUAUCAUGGAUUGGUUCAAGAAGCAACCACAUUUGGUGGACGCUGGUAUAACUAGUGCUAUGGUAGAGCGGAUUUUAAUCAUCGCUAAAGGAUCCCUUGAGAAGACAAAACAGAGGAUAGACGGAUUAUAUAAAUACAGGUCCCUUGCUCCAGAAUUAAUACAAAAUAGGGAAAAGGAAUUGUCUCCUCACUGUGGAGAUUUAUGGUCGUUUUACCGUCAAGCUGCCAUGCCAAAACUAUAUAAAGGACACAGAAUAUCUGUUAUAAAAAUUGAUAAUCCGGAUCCUAAUAGCUUUUUUGUUGAUGUUUUGUUUAGAAACACAUUUAUGUUAGGAGAUAUAAGAUUACAUCAUGAUUAUAUGUUCGGUGAAAUUUGGAUUAUAGAUAUAGAACAUGCAGUAAUAGGACAUUUAUUAAGGCUCAACCCGAUUAUAAUGCAUAAAACGGCCCAAAUAUUUCAGAUAAGUACGAAAAAGAAUUCAAAACCGAGAGAACUUCUCAAUUCCUAA